AGAAGUAGUGCUGCGUCUGUCAGAGCUAGGAAGGGAAACAGUUUCAAUCUGGUUAAACCGCUCUGUUAUGUGAUUUUUUUUAAUGUAUAUCCUUUUCACGCGGUCCACCAAGGCAUGAGGACAAAGAGUUAAAAGAGCAAAACUGUUGCAUCUUGCUCAAUUCAAGCGAGCAGUCUGGUUUUACAUUUGGACCUUUCAAAUAAAAAAAGCUUUAUGGAGCAGCAGCGGGGCAUCUGUAGCUUCACCCCGGGUGGGUCCGCAGGCUGCGGGACUGGGGUCUCCACCGGUCAGCCCACUAUGCGUUUGUGCAUCACCUCGACCACCGGCAGCCCGGUGGAGCUCACUGUGCCCCUGGGAGAGACUGUGGAGGGACUGAGGACUCACAUCUCCCACAAACUCAGACUGCAGACUAACAGAAUCGUCCUUCUGUUUAGAGACAGGCAGCUGACUGCAGGCAAACUGGUGGACCUGGGUGUAGCAGAUGGAAGCAAACUGACCCUGGUCCCUGCCAUUGAGGCUGGUUCAGCGUGCUCCACUGCCAGGGCUGAGAGAACCAUAAUGGAUGUCUUGGAAAGUUUACCAGAAGUCAAGAUCAGUGACUUCCUGUCUGGGCGCUCGCCUCUGACCAUCAACCUGGGAGUCGGAGCCCAAACGAUGUAUGUGCAGCUCCAGCUUACUGCACAGAACGUGGCAGAUCUGAGAGCUGGGGGAAGCAGUGAGCUUCAAACUGACCUGCCUGCCGCCGCCAUGACGAGCCCCCCUAACCCCUGCACCAAUACCCCAGGAUCCACCUCACCUGUUUCCCAAACAUCAAAGUCUUCUGUCUCCACGUCCUCGAUCCAACUGAGCUCUCAAAGACACAAAACUUCCUUUAACUCAGCAGCUCCCCCCUCCCACUCCCUCACCACAGCUCCUCCACAUGAAGCCUUUACUCCCCGCUCAACACACACAUCUCCUUCUGUUCUUUCAACCCCUUCUUUGCCUUCUGGUUGUCCACAUCCCAGCUGCCCAGCACCAACAGCCACACCGGUCUGUCCUCCUGCUCCAACCGGCUCCAUCCCUGGACCCCGCAGCCCAGCGCCAGCCUCCACCUUCACAGAGAGUAAUGUUCAUGCCUCAUCCACUUCAGAGCUGUGUAAGCAACCAGGAGCUGUCAUAGAAAGUCUUGUGAGCCACUCUCCAGGUGUCUUCUCCGGGACUUUUUCUGGCUCUCUGGCCCCUUGCAGUCAGACCGGCAUCAGCCAUUCUCGACGAGGCUUUGGCAUCAUUCUCCAGAUCCUCCAAGACCUCCUCAGAGCGGCCUUCCUCCACCAGGGGGCUCAACCUGCCCCUCCUCAUCUCCGCUGUCCUAAUAUGAACCCUCCUCCCGGCCCACUGCUCACAGCAGAGCAGCCAAGCAAAGCAAAAAGCAAAACACUGGUCACCCAGAGGGCAGAGCACAGUAAAACUCAAGGUGAGGAGAGUCCCCCCUCAUGCUCGUCCACACACGAGAAUCAAACAUUGCACUAUAAGCUAGAGCGCCUGCAGCACUUGAUGCUUCAGAGGCGUCUUCGCAGACGGACUCGCAGGAACUCUCAGACGUCUCACCCAUACCAGCACCGUCACCAUCGUCCCUAGUCUCCUGCAGGGAAAAUAUCCUCUCACUGUGAUCGCUGUGGCAGCUUUCUGGUGUCAAAAGAAGCCAAUCUGUAGACCAAAGCUGACCUUUGAACUUGUGGACUUGUUUAAGAGCAGCAGACUGAACGUUGUCGCUAUUUUUACACUCUGAGCAGUUCUAAAGAAUGUAUUUCCAAAAUGUCUGUGGAACAUGACUCCUGUGGCUGUCCCUGUGCCGAGUAUUCAUCUGGGUCUGUCCUUCACUGACAUCGCUCUCAUUGUCAAGAAAGGUUAUAAUGUACAUUUUCAUGAUAUACAUUUUGGUGUUUGUACAAAGCGUACUUUGUGUUUGUUCGUUUAUUUCAAUGCCUUAAAUGUCCAUGUCUUGAAUGUAAACUCUAUGUUUGGUUCUGUGCCGAGGAUGUUCCUCUUAAAUGUUUUACUUAUGCAAUAUAUAAAGUGUAAACACAAAGAAGGGAAAAGAAGAAUAAAGAAAAACUUUCA
Messenger RNA from Trematomus bernacchii (emerald rockcod), 2100 nucleotides. RefSeq names its product midnolin-like. The coding region runs from base 214 to 1617 and encodes 467 amino acids. The transcript has 7 exons. Gene Ontology annotation, cellular component: nucleus. Gene Ontology annotation, molecular function: protein binding. NCBI's taxonomy places the organism in Eukaryota, Metazoa, Chordata, Actinopteri, Perciformes, Nototheniidae. The record is from RefSeq and is a predicted model, not a curated record.